GCGUGACAUUAAAAGACAAUAAAACUGAAAUGAACGCAUCCAAAAAUAAAAAGAUUCAUAGAGCUCAUAUCUAUGAUUACUUUCUUUACACCUACUUCUUUUUUAUUGCUAUUUUCCUAAGAAAACCCCUUCCCGUCCUUACAAACAAACCCAACUAUGCAAGAUAAUUUUACCCAGAGCAUGCAAGGUCAAUUCAUGGCUAACGUAUCUUUACAAUCUCUUUCCUUGAAAUCCACAAAGCGUCGCAGUUACGAUCCAAGCUUAUCUCGUAGAGAGCAGCUUUACUUAGGGACUCCUGAGCAGGUACCCAACCAACGCAAAAUGCGGCGAAGCUCAUCAGCACAACCUCUAUACCCAUCUAUGCUAUCAAUUCUUGAACAAGACAUUCAGCGACCAAAAAGUGCUUCUCGGCCGCUGCGUACUCCUUCUCCAAGCUCGUCAUGUAACUCCGACCCAGUCACUGGCUCUCUAGCAAGCAUAAAAUCUUCUACCAUGAGUAUGUUUAGCACGUUGCAAGAAGCUCUAGUCAGGGCCGAGAAAGCUGAGCUCCAAGCGAAAGAAAGUCAAUUGAAAUGGUGUAGGACUGUUACGGAAUUGGAUCGUCUCCGGGAUGAAAAUCUGCUGGUCAGAAAUCAAUUCGAAAAUAGUCAAGCUGAAUGUCACCGGCUGCAGGAUCUUUUAGAACAACAAUCAUGUCAGUCUACAAACUCGGUGGCCGAAGCUCCCUCCGUCUCCAGCAGUUCCUCCAAAAUGAAGUAUCUAUUGGAUAAAUUUAGUAGGAAAGCUAGGUCACUGUCGAGUAACAUGGUGAAAAGAAUGCUCCAAUUUCCUGUCAAAUUUUAACCAUUUACCAUAGAAUGCAUAACCUCCAGUUCAUUUGAAGCUUGUCAAAAAAAAGUCUGUACAUAUUCUUCUCAUAGAAUGAAGUCCAAUUUGGU
This is a messenger RNA of Umbelopsis ramanniana AG, 938 nucleotides long. RefSeq lists its product as uncharacterized. The record is from RefSeq and is a predicted model, not a curated record. Lineage: Eukaryota; Fungi; Mucoromycota; Umbelopsidomycetes; Umbelopsidales; Umbelopsidaceae. Bases 157 to 843 code for a protein of 228 amino acids. The transcript is spliced from 2 exons.